CUUAACACAACAGAAGUGUCUACAAGCACUGAUAAAACGAUAACAAACUUGACAGAUUUUCCUCAAGUUUGAACACACUAUGUUUUCUGUAUCAUUCCAAGAUACUUUACUGACUUGAGUCCAAACUCGUGACUACCUAAAUAAAAAAGACCAAACAGAUUAGAUAAUUACAGUUUAUCUUCAUAAAGAUUAAUUACAUUAUUACAUCAGCCAAGAUUCAACGCCUGAUUGACACACACCAUGGAAAACGUAGUCUUAGCUACCAGCAGCGAUGGAACAAUUGUGUACCAAAAAUUGACACUACGGUACCUAAAACAAGCCUCCCUGGUCACCAGACAGACCCUCUUCAAAACCGGCACCGUCUGUCGCACUCUCGGCGUCCCCCAGGACCCCGACGCCCUCUCCGAACUCGACCAACUCCCCCUCGAAGCGGCCAAAGACGGCAUUUCCAUCAUAGCAGUCGACAAAACCACCGACAAAGUCGCCGGUGUGGCCAUCAACAAGCUUCUAGUAAAGUCGCAGCCCUUCUUCCAGAAUUUUCUCCACAUUUUCAAGAACUUCAAGUCCCGCCAGAUUAUCGAGUUUAUUUUGAGCACCGAUAACAUUUGUGAUAUUUUUGAGCACUGUGGCGUGGACUGCGUGAUGGAGAUUUUGUUUUUGGGGACGUCGGAGGAGUAUAGGAAGAAAGGAAUCGCGAAGAAGUUGUGCGAACUUUCGGUGGAGGUUGCGCAGAAGUUGAGGGAUGGGGUUGAUGUGAAGGAGGCGGUGGAUGGGGGGGAAUUGGGGUUGGGGCCGGUGCCGGAGGCGGUGUAUGCGAUGUUUACGUCGUUUAUUUCGCAGAAGAUCGGGAGGGAGUUGGGGUUCGAGAUUGCGGCGAGGAGGAGUAUGAAGAGGUUGGAGAUUAUGGGGGAGGUGGUGGAGAGUUCGCAGGUGGAGACGCCGGUGACGACUGUGGAGUAUAAGUUGUUGCAUAAGAGUUAAAGAGUUUUUAUUUUAAUAAAACUUCUAAAGAAA
This is a messenger RNA of Zophobas morio, 1014 nucleotides long. RefSeq lists its product as uncharacterized. The record is from RefSeq and is a predicted model, not a curated record. Gene Ontology annotation, molecular function: N-acetyltransferase activity. NCBI's taxonomy places the organism in Eukaryota, Metazoa, Arthropoda, Insecta, Coleoptera, Tenebrionidae. The transcript is spliced from 3 exons. Bases 241 to 981 code for a protein of 246 amino acids.